CCUUCCAUCAUGUCAUCACAUCAUCAAAGAAGAUGGCGGUCAAUAGGAUGACAUUUGCUUGCUAUGCUGCUUAUGUUGGUGAUUUCCGUCGAAUUUCGGGAGAGACCGGGGACUCAAGAUGAGGCUAGAAUAUGGUGAACUUCAUGAGAACAGGGGCUACUAGGGCAUCACAAUGGCGAUUUGGCGUCUUUCGGGGUGACCUGGGAUAAUAUGCUGUAGCAUGGGUACUUGGUGCAUUUGUGCACUUGAUCGGGAAGUUUCAAGAAGAUGAAUAAGAUUUGCUGUGUGCUCGUGAAAUGCUAAGACUUACGUAGAAUAUCUAAAGUUGAACAUGGAAAAACACUUGAAUUAUGGAUUUUACUGACUUCAUCCAGACGAGGCUGAAGCCUCCCGCAACCGUCCCGCAAGGCUGACUAUACUAGUGUGCUUAGCUCGAAGGAAAGAAGGCUCUCGACAAUGUUUGAUACAACAAUUCAUUGUACGACCACCAUUCUAUCUUCAAAGUACAAAUUACCUACCAGAAACACCAGUCAUCACUGGGAAUCAUUCCAAGCACGGAGUCAUCAGAAAAAUGUUUUCACUUCCAAACCUUGCUCCAACAGACGUGCGUACAUCGUCCCACCUGCUUUAUUUACAUGAAACCUAUAGCUAAUUCACAUCUUACAGUCUUACAAUCUCUGGUACACGUCAUCUCAUAGUAAUAUUCUACAGCACGUUGAACCCGCAAACAAUUCGUUUGAUUAUUCCGCUCCGCACGUUACGUCAAACCAAAAUCAUGGCCUGCGUCGUCAACUUGCAAGUAAUAGAACUCCUCUUGCACGACUGCGUUUAGAUGAAGAGUAUAUUGAGAGGAGGAAACAGAAUGUACAAAAUUGGGGAAGUUCUUGGAUUAAACCGCCUGGUGUAUCAAAGUCAUUACAUCAAUUGAGAGAAGAGAAAAGGGAAAUGGAAGAACAUCAAGAAGCUUUGAGACGAGAACAACUGGCACAAGAACUUGCUGAAGCCGAAGAGGCUGAGACUGAGGCAAUGAUACCAGUUGAUGGUAUGGAAGGUGAGAUGGAAGGUAUGGUUGAUCUUGACGAUGAGAUACCUGAUGCGGAUGAAAGUGGAAUGGGACGUAGUGACUCGGAUGAUGUCAGUGAGGAAGAGGAGGAAGACGAGGAGGAAGAGGAAGAUGAUUCCGAGGACAUUCCUGGAGCACUCCUACCUUCUCGAAUGACAGAUGAGGCAUACAGGGAAGCAAUUUCACGUCUUGGACAUCCCAGAGGCUCAAUGUUAGAGGAUGAUGGCGCUUCUACAAUUGCUGAUGAAGAUCAAUCACAAAUGUUACAGGAAGAAGAUCUAGUUCAUGAACAUGAAUAUGAUAACCAAGGUGGAGACAUGGAAGUAGAUCUUGACGAUGAUAUUCCUGAAGCCGAUGAAGGAUACGAACAUACAGAUACAGAAGAUGAAUCAGAUAGCAGCGAGGAGGAAAGUGAAGCUGAAGACCUUCCGCACGGAAAUCAUGGAGGUCAUGGUGCAAGUAUGGUUAGGAGUGAUGGUACACAAAACUCGAUGGAUCUUUCUAAUCUUAUAUCACACGAUAGUAGUGUGUUAUAUAGUAGUCCUCGAGGAGCAAGAUGAUACUUGACAUGUUUAUUCAUGAUUAUGAUGAUGAUUUUGGGGGAGGUUCCAAAUUCAGCGAAAGGCGAGAAACAUCAUACGCUGAGUUUCGAGUGCUCAGGGUUGAGCAAAUUCGUGUUGAGUUGAGGAUGUUAGUGUUUCAUCAAGAUGUGGGACUGUAUGUACAUGGAGAAAUUAUCUUUCUUUUGUUCGAUAGCCAAAUAUAUUUAUACCCCU
Sclerotinia trifoliorum is the source of this 1839-nucleotide messenger RNA. NCBI's taxonomy places the organism in Eukaryota, Fungi, Ascomycota, Leotiomycetes, Helotiales, Sclerotiniaceae. The record is from the annotation of a GenBank genome assembly.